AUAAUUUGGGCUAUUUUGGAAAUUGUGUUUUAAUUAAAUUUAAAGAUUAUUAAUAUUUGGAAUAGUUCAAAGGGAAAUGUGAUUGUGUAAAAAUGUCCCUGUUACGUUUAAUUUGUGCAAGAUCUUUGAAUACAUUGGAUAAAUAUGUUCUUCGAGAUACAUUCGUGCGGCUCAAUUCGCAAAACUCCAUCAAUUUGUCUGACCCGUCUGUACAAACAUAUUUAAAAUAUUUAAUGGUAGAACAUGAAAACCUGCUCGUUAAAUCCCGUAGAACUAUCGAAGAAGUCAAACGUUUUCAAGAAAUAAGACCGAUUGUUACAGUGCUAGAACAACGAAUCGCAUUGUAUGACAGUAUAGAUUCUCUAAAAGAUCUAAAUAAACGGGAUGGGCAGGACGAUGAAAUGAAGAAAAUGAUAAAAGAAGAAGCUGAGAUUUAUCUAAAACGAAUGAAAGAAAUCGAUGGUGAAUUGCAAUCAAUAUUAUUAGAACCCCACUUGUCGGAUGGGGGUAUUCUACUGGAAGUUUCAGCUGGCGCGGGUGGCCAGGAGGCCAUGUUAUUUGCUCGGGAACUGUUUGGACUAUAUCAAUCGUAUUCAGAAUAUAAAGGAUGGGAAGUAGACAUUGCAUCCAUAGAAAAGUCUGAUAUAGGUGGGAUUCGGAAAGCUUCAAUGCUAAUUUCUGGUUACGGUGCACCCGAGUUAAUGAGUAUUGAAGCUGGCGUCCAUCGUGUUCAAAGAAUUCCCGUCACAGAAAAAGGUGGUCGUAUACACACUAGCACAGUUUCAGUUGCUGUUCUGCCUCAGCCUACUGAAGUAGAAGUAGAAAUUGCAGACAAAGACCUUGUGAUAGAGACCAAAAGAGCGAGUGGAGCUGGCGGACAGCAUGUGAACACUACGGACAGUGCAGUUCGCAUUGUACACACACCUACUGGCACCGUUGUAGAGUGCCAAGAGGGAAGGUCACAGAUUAAAAAUAAAGAAAUCGCUAUGCAGAAGCUGAGAACACUCUUGCUUCAAAAACAAGAAGAGGAACAAACAUCUAAAAUCAGGAAUCAGAGAAAAACUCAGGUUGGUUCUAGUAAUAGGAAUGAAAAAAUUCGUACCUACAACUAUCCACAGGAUAGAGUAACAGAACAUAGGAAGAGUGGAGGUACUGUCCACAGUUUGAAAACAUUUAUGGCGGGCGGAUCACAGUUGGAAGAACUACAGCAAUCACUACUCAGACAGCAGAAAUAUGAAAUGAUAAUGGCAGAGAUUAACGACUACGUAAAUAGACAUAAAAGUGAAAAAGUAAGUGAAUGAUUAAGUUAUAAAUAGUGUAUUUAAACUAUUUUUAUUUGUUGUAUUUUAGUGUUGUUACUAAAUAAAGUUAGAUAAAUA
This is a messenger RNA of Aricia agestis (brown argus), 1379 nucleotides long. It is a transcript of the gene mRF1, whose product is annotated as peptide chain release factor 1-like, mitochondrial. Gene Ontology annotation, biological process: translational termination. The record is from RefSeq and is a predicted model, not a curated record. Bases 93 to 1301 code for a protein of 402 amino acids. Lineage: Eukaryota; Metazoa; Arthropoda; Insecta; Lepidoptera; Lycaenidae. The transcript has 2 exons. Gene Ontology annotation, molecular function: translation release factor activity.